Messenger RNA from Aphanomyces astaci, 327 nucleotides. RefSeq lists its product as hypothetical. The coding region runs from base 1 to 327 and encodes 108 amino acids. The transcript has 2 exons. The record is from RefSeq and is a predicted model, not a curated record. Lineage: Eukaryota; Oomycota; Saprolegniomycetes; Saprolegniales; Verrucalvaceae.
AUGUCAAAGCGGCUGUUGGGCGCACCUCGACCACCUCGACCAAGUUACCGGACGGACGUUCGCCAGCUGCUGGAUCGUGAAUUCGCCGGCCUACCGAGCAGCGUGGUUUUCGAUUACAUCAACCAUACCGAUCGUAAAGUGGUAGAGAUGGCAGUCUACCUGAAUGCAAUAGAUGAUGCCGCUGGGGCCGCAUUCUCGUCCGACAGCGAAAGCGAAAGUGACGCUGACAGUUGCGACGACAGCAAUUUUGCCGACUACGAAGACUACGUGGUGAUGUUGUCGGAUGCCGGGUACAUUGGUGGAUUUUCGGACGCGUCGAACCUUUGA